UCUAGCCGCCGACACUCGACUGCUCCGCGGCGGAGGAGGGCGACAGCGGCGGAGGGGAAGAGCCGCGGGAGGUGAGUCAGACCCCUUGGGUGAUCCGUCGGAGAAGACCCUCUUGCCGGAUUUUGUUUCUCCGCUCGAUUUUUUCGGUCAUUUAGAUACUACGCAGCAUGGCAGUCGAAGGCCUAGAUGUGGGGAAGGACCCGAACAGUCCAACCCAUUCCAGGACUCUGUUCGUCCAAGAAGACGGCAGCUCCAUCUCCUUCUACGUGCGCCCCGGACCCACGAAGCGCCGGCUUUCCACCCUCAUCCUUCACGGAGGGGGGACCCUGUGCCGCGUGCAGGAACCCGGGGCCGUAGCUCUGGCCCAGCCCGGGGAACCCAUGGCGGAAGCCUCCGGGGACUUCAUCUCCACCCAGUAUAUCACCGACUGCGUGGAGAAGAACGAGAGGCUGGACUUGGAGAAGUACAGGUUGGGUAAGGCGGCUGCCGGCAAAGUUGCCAAAGCGCCGGAAAAUCCCAGAGCUGGGCAGGGCAUCCAGGCUAGCGGUUCCCCGGAGCCCGGAUCCGCCCGUCCGGGUCCCCUCGGCGGGCGCGUCCCCUUCACCGACUCGGAGGACGCGGCCAUCCUGACCUACGUGAGGGAGAACGCCAGAUCUCCCGGUUCGGUCACCGGCACCACCAUUUGGAAAGCGAUGGAGAAGGUGGCUUUGACCCAGCGUUCCUGGCAAUCCAUGAAGGACCGGUACUUGAAGCAUCUGAAGGGCCAAGAGCACAAGUACCUCCUAGGGGACGGCCCUGCCGCUCCCGCGAACGGGAAGCUCAAGAGAAGAGCCGAGGACGCGGCGGCUCCGGACGGUGGUGAGGACCAGCUGGAAAGAGCCGAGCCGCCGAAGAAGAAGGCUCCCGCGGGACCCCCGCAGAAGGAGGUUCCAGAGCCCCCAGCCCAAGGCAGCGGCCCAGCGGAGGGGAGUAUUUUCCAAGAGGCCAACCGGGAGUUUGAGGAAACCGAGGUUGAUGAUUCCACCCCUGACCUCGAUGAGAGCGUGAUAAAGGGUGGCGCCGAUGCCAACGCCAGCUCUGAAAAGCCGGUCCCGGAGAAGGCCGGGGCCCCGGAGGAGGACACCUCCAGCACCACCACGGUAGUGGUGGAAAGCCAGCUUCAAGCCGAAGAGGGGCCUUCAAGCCCUUCCCUGAGUCCACCCGAGGUGGGAGCCGCCAUCCGAGCCAUCCAGCAUCUAAUGGAGGAAUUCAACUUGGACCUGUCAACGGUCACGCAGGCCUUCCUGAAGAACAGCGGAGAACUGGCCUCCACCUGCCACUUCCUGCGGACCGGCCGGCGGGCUGACGGUUACCCGAUCUGGAGCCGGCAGGAUGACCUGGAUUUACAGGGCCAAGACGAGGAUGACCGGAACAGGCUGAUCCAAAAAUUCGGGGCUCAGAACGUAGCCAGGAGGAUUGAGUUCAGAAACAGCUGAGAGCAAGAAAUUCCCUCAAACCGUCACGGGGGGUGAUGGGGAAAGAUUGGGGUUGGGCGGAGUGGCCCCCGAGGGGAGUACGAGACCGAUAUCACGGGCUGGCGGGAGGUGGCUAAGUGGGGCUUCAGGAAGCUACUGUAGACCUGGUCCUCUGUGGACCAGGUCCGGAUUCAACUGACCCCUGGGCCAGUCCUGGUUCCAGGUGACCAGCUUGGGUCCCCUCUUGCACACACACCCCCCGCUUCAGCAUCCCAUGCCCUACUCCACUCUAUCCCAUUUCCACGUAGAACUAGAUUGAAGCAGGGCAUGACAGAUGUGCGGUGCUUUCCGGCAGAAGCAGCCGCCCAAACCGGCUGCAGAGGAACCCCCCCUCCCCACCCCGAGACAAUAGAACCACACAUGUGUUAGAACUGUGCACGUGUCAAUACUUUGCAAAGGAGGAACCAGCACUCAAGGAGGGCGCGCCUCAGCCUCCGUUCUGGUCCCCGCCGAACCUGGGCCUAACUUUGUUCCCCGGACCCGGCUCGGACUUUCGGGCGGGGAGGGGGGUGGCUGGGAAUGGUGGGAUCCAGACCCGGGGUCAGCGUGGGUUGUACUGUGUAAAUGGAGCCGGUAUAGGACCGGCUGCAGGGCCCGGAUCACCGGAGGUUGGCCUGUGAAGUUUCCAGUUUGGUCAGGCUCUGACAGCUGCCCAUUCCAAGGGUGUGAACCUCUCCCCUUUCCUCUCUCCCACCGGGAAACUCCCUUUACCAACAGAGCAUUAGGGAUUCAGAACGGCCACAGGAACGUAUAGGUGUGGGGGCCCGCACCCAACAGAUCCAGCGCUUUGCACAUAGUAAGCACUUAAUACCAUCAUUAUUAUCUUGACCUUGGCCAUCUCUCACCGUCACUGCUGAGGUACCUGCAGUUCAUCACCAUCAAGCAGGUUGGAGUGAACUGAAGAAGACUGCCAUAAAACCAAGUGGAAAAGACCCCCCACCCACCCACCGAACAAUUUACAACUUCACCCCAUUAAUGAGAGGAAAGGCCAAAAGACAGGAAAGCAGUGCUAAUUAAAUGGUUCCUUCUGCUGCUCUGGGCAUGUAGGGAUAGCCAGGCGUCCCUUAGGACUGCUAAAAUCUUCAUUUUGGAAAACUAGGGAAAGGCCAAGGAGAUGCACCCCCUCCUUCCCCAACAGUGAGGGCGGAGUGGACAGGAAUAAAGACCCUCCUCAUCCCCAAGUAGCAACAGGGCCGAAAACCAGGGAGGGACCGGGAAAUUCCAGGGGAUGGGAGCACCAUAACGAACCUGUCGGAGAGGCGGGUCCCGUGGAAGCUGACAUCAGAUCCAACCACCAGCCAAGACGUGUCUUGUCAAUUCAUCAGGUGUCGAGCCAAGCUGAAUCCCAGCCUCGUAAUACUUGGUAACAUCGUCUCCCUGCCCGUCUUGGCCUGGGACAGACGGCAGGAGGGAGGUGGAGGUGCCUGAGUCCCACAGACCUGCUGCUUUUCUUCCUAAGGACCCCAAACCCCUCAUCUCCCAACUGCUCCUCUGUAACGGACACUUAGUAUUAAAUGUUAUCUUGUAGAUAUAA
Molecule: messenger RNA, 3048 nt
Organism: Tachyglossus aculeatus (Australian echidna)
Lineage: Eukaryota; Metazoa; Chordata; Mammalia; Monotremata; Tachyglossidae
Gene: TERF2IP
Product: TERF2 interacting protein
Exons: 4
Coding region: 168-1475 (435 amino acids)
Biological process (GO): telomere maintenance via telomere lengthening; regulation of DNA-templated transcription
Cellular component (GO): shelterin complex
Molecular function (GO): telomeric repeat DNA binding
Source: RefSeq, a predicted model, not a curated record